AUGGAUUGCCCCUUUCGAGUGUGGUACCAGGACGAGAUCAUCAAAAGGUGGAAGGACGAAUUGAAUAAUCUGCUGAUAUUUGCUGGUCUGUUCUCGGCUGUGCUCACAGCAUUCGUGAUCGAAUACUAUCCAGCCCUCCAACCAUCGACGACCGACACCACUACACAACUUCUGAUGAUCAUGUCUGCGCAGCUGGAGGUUCUUACUGCUGGUGCUAGUUGCAACAACUCAUCUCUCCUAUCCAUGUCUGCGCUUGUUAGUUCGUCCCCAGCAUCGAAAGCUUCAUCCCAAGUUGUGGCAGUUAAUGGUCUAUGGUUUGCUGCGCUCGUCUUCAGCCUCGGCGCAGCAUCCCUCGCUAUAUCCUGCCGAGAUCUGGUACUUGCGACAUCGAAGCCUCGAUCGAUGCAAGGUUCCAUCAGUGUUCUCCCUGUCCUCUUCCAAGUCUCGCUGGCUCUAUUCCUCGUCGGAUUGGUCGUACUGUUAUGGCCAUUGAAUACUUCCAUAUCUGCUGCUGUGUGUGUGCUGGUUUCCCUGCUGCUAAUGAGCACCAUUGGUUCUGCACUGAUUCCUGCUAUCGUCACUGACUGUGCCUACAAGUCUCCGCAGGCAUGGUGGUGGAUAAAGCUGCUACGUGGUCUUCAGAAAUUGGUUUAUUCUGUUGGCUACAAGUUGGCGUUCCGCCUUCACUUUCGUGGGUGGCUCGUCACCGAUGAGUCGCAAAAGAUCUCCUUCAGGCAAUGGAAGGCCUCUCUCGGGCAGUGGAGGGCCUGUCUUGAACAGUGGAAAGCUCCGCUCAAGCGGUUGGUGGACAUUCUCAAGCAGUACAAGACCUCUUUUGGACAGCAGAGGACUGCCCGUCGUGUCUGUAGGUUCCUUAAUUUUUACUUUUGA
Molecule: messenger RNA, 891 nt
Organism: Fibroporia radiculosa
Lineage: Eukaryota; Fungi; Basidiomycota; Agaricomycetes; Polyporales; Fibroporiaceae
Exons: 4
Coding region: 1-891 (296 amino acids)
Source: RefSeq, a predicted model, not a curated record